This is a messenger RNA of Drosophila arizonae, 1514 nucleotides long. RefSeq names its product Homeodomain protein 2.0 (gene H2.0). Gene Ontology annotation, molecular function: sequence-specific DNA binding; DNA-binding transcription factor activity, RNA polymerase II-specific. Gene Ontology annotation, biological process: regulation of DNA-templated transcription. Lineage: Eukaryota; Metazoa; Arthropoda; Insecta; Diptera; Drosophilidae. The record is from RefSeq and is a predicted model, not a curated record.
UGUCUUACCAAACGGUUGGAAUCGACUGCGAAUCCCCCGCUCCGCAUAAACAUUUUGUACGUAAAGGCCGUGUCUUUUAAGCGACGGUGUUUUCUAUUGCCUCCGUGACAUGAUCGUAUAAUUAUAGCGCUUAGCUGCAGUGUGACAAUGUUACUACACGAAAGUGCCAACAUGGAACAAAGUGUGCCCGAGAAUCUCAGCACUCAUGUGUUUAACGACUGUGAAAUCAAGUUGCAAACACCAUGUCACGAUCCCAUGGAUAGUGAGAACGGUUCCAACAGUGAUUUGCCCACCAAAGAUUCCGUGUCCAGUCCCAGUGCCACAACCCCCAAUACAUCCCUCACCAGCAGCAAUGGCAGCUCCAAUAGCACCACAAACACAACCAAAGUGAAACUUAGUUUCAGUGUGGAUCGUUUGUUAAGCGCCGAGCGCAUCGAUCCUUUGCCCAUGCCAAACCCAGCGUCCACGCAAGAAUGCUGUGAGGGUAGUGUCUAUGCCUGCUGCACCUUCUCCAGCUGCUUUGGACAACAGACAACUGAGGCUGCCAAGCACGCUUCAAUGUCUGCGUCACAAGGCAUGACAAAUCCACAUAACUAUAACUACGCGGGAUUGGAUAAGUUCUAUUCGGGCAUAUAUAUGGAUUACAAGUCAGUGCUGAGACCGACGCCCAUUCGAGCAGCUGAUCAUGCAACAACCUUUCCGUCGCUGGCAACGAACGCACUGCUGCGUUUCCAUCAACAGCAGCAGCAACAUCAUCAUCAUCAUCAGCAGCAGCAACAUAUUCAAACACAACAGCAGUCAACGACGUCGUCAUCGUCGGCUGCGACUGCGGCUGCUGCGCUGCUGGCGCCUUUGAAUAGCCUCAAGACACUGCAGUUAACGCAGCAGCAACGUUUCUUGGCCAAAACAGCGCAUCCACAGUUGCUGGACAUUCCGACAACGGCAACAGGUGUUGCAAACUCGUUACAAAAUGGCGGCCACGGCAAUAACAGCAACAGCAACAGCAUCAACAGCAACAACAGCAGCAGCAUUAGCAACAGCAACAACAGCAAUGGCAAACGGAAACGUUCGUGGUCGCGAGCCGUGUUCACAAAUCUGCAGCGAAAAGGACUCGAGAUACAAUUCCAGCAACAGAAAUACAUAACCAAGCCGGAUCGACGCAAAUUGGCAGCACGCCUGAAUCUGACAGAUGCUCAGGUCAAAGUGUGGUUCCAGAAUCGACGCAUGAAAUGGCGUCACACGCGGGAGAAUCUAAAAAGCGGACACGAGAAGCAGCCACAGCCCCAGGGGCCAAUGGGCUCCAGCAAUAGCGCGACGAAGCCAUUGCUGAUCCCUUCCGGAGCUGGAGCUGGAGCUGGAGCAAGGCCACACGAGCUAUUGGACUAUAGCUCGGACAGUUGCUCCAGCGUGGAGCUCAGUGAACGAGCCGAAGACGAUGAUAACAUUGAAAUCGAUGUAGUUGAAUAACCACAAGUCAAUAUAUAAAUAUAUCUAUUUUAUAAUAUUUAGUAUAU